Molecule: messenger RNA, 420 nt
Organism: Phlebotomus papatasi
Lineage: Eukaryota; Metazoa; Arthropoda; Insecta; Diptera; Psychodidae
Product: histone H2A.v-like
Exons: 1
Coding region: 103-420 (105 amino acids)
Cellular component (GO): nucleosome
Molecular function (GO): DNA binding; protein heterodimerization activity; structural constituent of chromatin
Source: RefSeq, a predicted model, not a curated record
AUCGCUUUCCCUACGCUGUUGUGUUGAAUUGUAGCGACAUUCGCUUUUUUCUGCCCAAAAAAUACUGUGAAAAUAUUGAUAAAUUGAGACAAAUCUGUGGAUAUGGCUGGCGGAAAAGCAGGCAAGGAUUCUGGAAAAGCCAAAGCAAAGGCCGUUUCGCGUUCAGCUAGGGCUGGAUUGCAGUUCCCUGUGGGCAGAAUUCAUCGGCAUCUCAAGAAUCGCACCACAAGCCAUGGACGCGUGGGGGCCACAGCGGCCGUCCACUCAGCUGCCAUCCUUGAAUAUCUCACCGCUGAAGUACUGGAGUUGGCUGGUAAUGCAUCAAAAGAUCUUAAAGUGAAGCGUAUAACUCCCCGUCACUUGCAGCUGGCCAUCCGUGGAGAUGAGGAAUUAGACAGCCUUAUUAAGGCCACUGAUUAA